UUGCCGCCAUCACAUUCCCAUUUCCCCUUUCUCUCUCUAUAUUCAUUUUACUCAGAAAGAAGAAAGACCCUUUUGGUUGAUUUCUUCAAUUUUCUUGACUAAUUUCUUCCCUGGUUAUGAGACUAUUUUGGUACCCUUCUGUUUAAAAGGUAGUUGGAGUUUUUCCAAGAUCACCCUUUUCCGAAGAAAGAUUUUGAGUCGAAAAUUUGUUUACUUUUAACUGGAUUUUCGGCAUGGGUUUUUCUAAGAAGCUUCAAGUUGAAGGAGGGACGGAAUCAGAAUCAAAGAAAUGGUUGAUUUCUGGUAUACCUAUAUGGGCUCCAUUGAAAUCGAUAUCGACAAAACCUCAAGAGGGAUGUGAAGAUGAAGACGUCCGUUCGACAACUCCAACCGGAAGAGAAUCGAGGAUAGCGGAGAAACUGCGAUGCCCGCCCGCCCCACGGAAGCGCCGCCCUACCUCCUCCUGCCAUUUUAAUGGUGGUAGAGAUUUCUUUAAUCCUCCGGACUUGGAAUCCGUAUUUGUCCGCCAUGCCGAGAGAUCCAAUUGAAUUGAGAUUCAAGAUUCUGGAUUAAGGCCCUUUUCUUAAAUUUUAGUUUUUUUUUGCUUUUUAUCUAGUUACUUAUAAUUUUUAAGUUAGAUUAUUAUGUUAGUUCUCUGUAGUUUAGGGUUGCCGCUAUAGUAGUUUUAUGUACAAAAACAUUUAAUUUUUAUGAAUCAAUCAGCGUAUUAGCACUAAA
Messenger RNA from Olea europaea var. sylvestris, 738 nucleotides. Its product is annotated as cyclin-dependent protein kinase inhibitor SMR6-like. NCBI's taxonomy places the organism in Eukaryota, Viridiplantae, Streptophyta, Magnoliopsida, Lamiales, Oleaceae. Bases 234 to 548 code for a protein of 104 amino acids. The record is from RefSeq and is a predicted model, not a curated record. Gene Ontology annotation, biological process: regulation of DNA endoreduplication. The transcript has a single exon.